Sclerotinia trifoliorum is the source of this 1792-nucleotide messenger RNA. Lineage: Eukaryota; Fungi; Ascomycota; Leotiomycetes; Helotiales; Sclerotiniaceae. The record is from the annotation of a GenBank genome assembly.
CGAUGUUUCAACGAUGAAGAGGAAGGUAGAAGCUACAAACGGACUUUUCUAUCCCCGGACUGCGUCAAUGAUCUUUAACUACGCUUCUGGACCUAAAUCUACUAGGCAAUCCUCACAUUUGUCCUCCUCAUGCACGGUAUUUUCCAGCCACAUCCUCAUCUGUCGGCUCUUGUAUAAAACUACCUAAUAAGUUUCUACUAGUAGGCUCACUGGUGAUUCAAAAUACAGGAACUGCAAGAUCUAGCAGCUAGGCUGACAUCAAGUUCCUUAAACACGGCAAGAAGUAGUGCCUUGUCGUCCCUUAUUUCGCCUCCAAUCUUCAAGGGAUUGUUUUCAAUCUAUUCAUUCCUCCUUUUUCAAUCCGUCCCGACAACAUCAAACCAUCAUACGACACGAUAAUUACCAUCACAUUCAAUACCUAAGGACAGAAGGAUUCUGUAGAUAUGACGGUCGUCCAUGUUUUGGAUGACUACUACCUUGCAAUAACACUGUUGAUUACAGCUGCAUAUCAAUUGUUCUUCUUCUCGAUUGCCUUUUCUCUCAAAUUCGACAAACUUACAGGUAAGAUAUAUACAUCACCCGAGGAGUUUCCUAUCCACUAACAUUUAUUUCAGACUUUGCUGGGGGGACGAACUUCGUUGUAUUAGCUAUCAUAACGCUUGCAUUCAGUGGCCAUCACAAUGCACGCCAAAUCGUGGCCUCCCUUUUUAUCAUGAUAUGGGGGGCACGUCUUUCGGCUUUCCUAUUAUUCCGAAUUCUGAAGACUGGAAAAGAUGAUAGAUUUGAUGAUAAACGUGAAAACUUCUUCAAGUUUCUCGGAUUUUGGGUAUUUCAAAUGUUCUGGGUUUGGAUCGUCUCUUUUCCAGUCACGCUUUUGAAUUCCCCAAAAGUCACGAAAUUUCCACAGCCCUCGUUUGGAACUGCUAGUGAUAUCGCUGGAGUGAUUCUUUACGCCAUUGGUAUUGUUAUGGAGAGCGUGAGUGAUAUUCAGAAGUAUCUCUUCCGAGCUCACAACAUUGAUAAAUCGAAAAUUUGUGAUAAAGGGUUCUUCUCAUGGAGUCGACACCCAAAUUAUUUUGGAGAGAUUAUGAUUCAAUUUUGUAAGCUCCCCUUUAGCUUUUGGUUUUCUUUCGCUAAUCUCCUGUAGCUAUUUACAUGAUUGCGGUCUCUCCUGCUGCCGAAGGAUUUGUCCAUGGUGGAGCUCGCAAAGCUCUUUAUGCUUCAAUCCUUGGCCCAAUAUUUCUCACUACUCUCCUCAUGUUCGUAUCUGGCUUGACACUUCAAGAGAGACCUGGAGCCAAAAAACGAUAUGAUAAGGAUAAUCAUUGGGAGGAAUACUCUCGAUACCUGAAUCGAACGAGCAUUCUAAUUCCUUUCCCGCCUCAAAUUUACGAGAAGCUCCCUACUAUAUUGAAAAGAACAAUUUUUUUGGAAUUUCCAAUCUACGUGUUUGAUCCGGCGAAGCAUUCUGAUGUUGGUAAAGGACAACAUGGUGCAGAGGAGGGUCGUCAUUCGCAUGGAGGAGAUCGACAGAGUACUGAUGCUUUGGCUCAAUGAGUCCAAAUCCAUUUACUUUACAAAAUAUAUAAUGUCACAGAUUGCCUGUUUUGAAUGAACACGAAGAUUUAUAAUGGCGAAAACUUUACAUUGCAUUGAUUACUUUCAUUUAGAACUACCGUUUUUCAGUCGGAUUGAUAUUUGCGUCAGGACUCAGGACAGAGCUCGCAUCCCGUUACCAGCGCAACCUCUUUUCAAUAUUUAUGUAUCUGCGUAGUAGCUGGCGAUAAUUAUU